AUGGGCUCUUUAGCUGCCAAGCUCCUCCUGCCCACCAUCAGCAGCCUAGCUUUUCUCCCAACCAUCAGCAUCGCAGCCAAGCGGCAGUUUCACAUGGAGGCGAUGGUUUACUUCUUCACCAUGUUCUUUAUCUCGAUUUGCCAUGCCUGCGAAGGCCCUGGGUUAACAGUCCUCUGUUUCAUGAAGUAUGAUCUCCUGCAGUACUUCAGCAUCCUUGGAACCGCAUUAUCAAUGUGGGUGUCACUGAUGGCUCUGGCAGAGUUUGAUGAACCCAAACGAUCAACUUUUGUGAUGUUUGGAGUGCUUACCAUAGCUGUCAGGAUCUACCAUGACCGAUGGGGAUAUGGUGUCUACUCUGGACCAAUUGGGACAGCAGUUCUCAUGAUAACUGUCAAAUGGCUGCAAAAGAUGAAAGAGAAAAAAGGUCUGUAUCCAGAUAAAAACGUCUACACACAGCAGAUUGGGCCUGGGUUCUGCUUUGGGGCUCUGGCUUUGAUGCUGAGAUUUUUUUUCGAGGACUGGGACUACACCUACGUUCACAGCUUCUACCACUGUGCUCUGGCCAUGUCUUUUGUCCUCCUCCUCCCCAAAGUGAACAAGAAAGCAGGCAAUGGGGGAUCCCCAGCCAAACUGGACUGCUCCACUCUCUGCUGCUGUGUUUGA
Molecule: messenger RNA, 663 nt
Organism: Python bivittatus (Burmese python)
Lineage: Eukaryota; Metazoa; Chordata; Lepidosauria; Squamata; Pythonidae
Gene: MYMK
Product: myomaker, myoblast fusion factor
Cellular component (GO): membrane
Source: RefSeq, a predicted model, not a curated record